Molecule: messenger RNA, 580 nt
Organism: Linum tenue
Lineage: Eukaryota; Viridiplantae; Streptophyta; Magnoliopsida; Malpighiales; Linaceae
Source: the annotation of a GenBank genome assembly
UCCCAACAAUCGCACGCGCCGCCUCCGCAGCGGAGUGUAAAUGGCAGAAUUCAAAAUCACGCAGCCGGAACUUGCGGCGCCGUCGCAUGGGCAGCGGCAGCGGCCGCACCUGCGGAAGAUCCUCUCCUGGUCGCCGGAGACGGGGAGGGAGGAGGUGUGGCGGCGGCGCAAGGGGAACCACAACCAGAAAUCGGCGAGCCGCAGCCGCCUCGGCCGGAGCGUGACGGACGAGGAUCUCGACGAGCUGAAGGCGUGCAUCGAGCUCGGGUUCGGGUUCGAGCCGGACUCGCCGGAUCUGGACCCCAGGCUCUCCGACGCGCUCCCGGCGCUCGGAUUCUACUGCGCCGUCAACAGGCAGUACAACGAGAUCAUCCUGUCGCGGACUUCCUCCGACUCGUCCAUCUCGUCGGACGGCAGCGCGUCCGUCGUCGUCGAUCCUGCAGGUGAGGAUGCAGAGACGGUGAAGACGAGAUUGAGGCAAUGGGCUCGGGUUGUUGCGUGUUCGGUGAAGCAAUUAGCGGGGAGCCAGCAAAUUAACAAAACUGAUUGAGAAAUUUGUUGUAUAAUUUUCUCUCUUAAU